Gilbertella persicaria is the source of this 408-nucleotide messenger RNA. RefSeq lists its product as uncharacterized. Bases 1 to 408 code for a protein of 135 amino acids. Lineage: Eukaryota; Fungi; Mucoromycota; Mucoromycetes; Mucorales; Choanephoraceae. The transcript has a single exon. The record is from RefSeq and is a predicted model, not a curated record.
AUGUUAAAAACCGUACGCUUUCACCCUAUUGACACUAUUAUCAUGACUUACAGUGCAGACGAAUAUGAUCGCUCUUGCUUUGCUUCAGCAUCGCCCAUAAAGUACGUUUUCCGUCCUGCUCAACAAACACCCGUCGUUUUACCUGUGCCUAUUCAAACCAACAAUACAACCAAACCUGUCAUCAAGCCAUUAGACCUAUCUAUGAUUCCUAAUUCACGUAGACGUGUCAUUGAUUCCCCUAUUCAAGAAGCCAAUCAUGUAAAUAACAAGACCAAAAGACCCAAGCUAUCUAUAAACACUCAAUCUUUAACGCCUCUUUUCUUUUCUGGAUUAUCAACACAUUACAAGUAUAAAAAUGAAGAUGAAGAAGAAGAGCAUGGCUUCUUAAUUCCUGUCUUGGCUUGUUAA